This is a messenger RNA of Xenopus laevis (African clawed frog), 1943 nucleotides long. It is a transcript of the gene josd1.S, whose product is annotated as Josephin domain containing 1 S homeolog. The transcript is spliced from 5 exons. Gene Ontology annotation, molecular function: deubiquitinase activity; cysteine-type deubiquitinase activity; hydrolase activity. NCBI's taxonomy places the organism in Eukaryota, Metazoa, Chordata, Amphibia, Anura, Pipidae. The coding region runs from base 474 to 1079 and encodes 201 amino acids. The record is from RefSeq and is a predicted model, not a curated record. Gene Ontology annotation, cellular component: cytosol; cytoplasm; plasma membrane. Gene Ontology annotation, biological process: protein deubiquitination.
GCUCCAAUCAGAGGAUGGAGCAGGAGUACGGACAGGAGUCCUUUAAUGUUGGGGUCGGUGACGUCACGGGGUGGUGAGAAAUACGGGACGAGUGGUAAUGACGUUUAGUGCUGGUCCCGUGACGUAAACUGUGGGGGGUCUGAAGAAGCGCCGGUGGGUUACUUCGUCAGAUUUUGAUUUUGAGAGUGUUCAUCAGCAGAACUUGAUUCAUCAUUGAGGAAUGGAGGAAAAAGAAAGAUGUGGUUGAGCGCUUUUCGAGUCAAUCUUGGAGCUAUACCUAUCCCCUUAUUAUGAGUUGCUUUUGAGAAAAGUUCUGGUCCAUCCUUGCUGCAGUUCUACAAACUUUUUGGCCUUUGUUCUAGAGGACUUGGCAUGGGAUAUGAGCGCAAAAUAUCCAACUAGGGACAUUACUGCCAAGAUUUACAGUCCUCUUUAGCUUUCCUAUACCCAGAGCUCGUCUCUGACACUACACCAUGAGCUGUGUUCCAUGGAAAGGGGACAAGGCAAAAUCUGGACUGGAGCCUCAAGAAUCUCUUCCUCCACAAAUCUACCACGAGAAACAGCGUCGGGAACUCUGUGCCCUGCAUGCCUUGAACAAUGUCUUCCAGGAUGCUGGAGCAUUCACUCGAGAAACCUUACAGGAGAUAUUUCAAAGGUUGUCCCCCAACACUUUGGUGACACCUCACAAGAAGAAUGUGUUGGGAAACGGGAACUAUGAUGUCAAUGUUAUUAUGGCAGCACUUCAGACCAAGGGAUAUGAAGCUGUGUGGUGGGACAAAAGGAGGGAUGUCAAUUUGAUAUCUCUCUCUAAUGUUACUGGGUUUAUAAUGAACCUUCCAUCGAGUCUGUCUUGGGGACCCCUUAAGCUUCCACUCAAAAGGCAGCACUGGAUAUGUGUACGUGAGGUAGGAGGCAACUACUACAACCUGGACUCCAAACUGAAGAGGCCAGAGUGGAUUGGGAGUGAAGAUGAUCUAAGGAAAUUUUUGAGAUAUCACUUAAGAGGCAAAAACUGUGAGCUGCUUUUAGUGGUACCGGAGGAGGUUGAAGUUCAUCAGCGCUGGAGGACUGAUCUAUAAUUAACCAAACCAUGAACAUUUUUUUUCUUUCUUUUUUUUUUUUUGUUUUCAUUCACUACGAUGAUUUAAAUGGUAUUGACAAUCUCUGUAUCUCCCACCUUUCUCCUCUGGAAAAAUGUCAGGUGAAGUAGACGAAAACGCUUUUAUUGUUUUUGUUCUGGUGGUGCAAUAUGGAGGAGCAGGCUGGGGGAUUUCUGAAUGAGUAUCCGGAUGCUGCAGGGGGUGCUUCAUCUCAGCGUGAUAUCAAGAAGCAGCACAUGAAUGGAGACCUGAAGGUUCUACAGCAGAGUUGUGCAACUUUUUACAUGUAGCUGCCUGAUUAUUUGUCACACCAUAUUGGAUGAGGUGCAGAUAAUACUAUAUUGAUGUUACCACACAAAGAAGUCUGAGGAAUUCCUGAGCAGACUGGAGGGCCAUAAAAAUCCCUUGGAGGGGCCGGAAGUGAAGAUGGCUGUGGAUGGAGAUUUAAAAAAGGGCAGACUGGUGCUGCAGUGGGAAUAUUUGCUUGGCAACACUAGUCCUCAUGUUCUCGCUAUUAUUUCAUACUAAUGGAGUCUGUCCUGUCGGAGAUGGUAACUGUUGCUUUCCCAGUGAGGUUAAUACAACUUUUUAUGCAUUAAAAACAUGGAAAUCCUGAUUUAACAAACGGAGCCAUUCCUCAGCCCUUAAAAUGCUGUCAUUGUGCGACAAACUAUAGCCAUAUAACUAUAGAAAUAGUAAUUUUAUAAAUUGUACCCUCAUUUUCAGAAAAGCAGCUGUUUUACAGAGGCAAAGUGAUAGGGUGUGUUUAUUUCCCCUUUAAAGAAGAGCUAAGAAUCUAAUGAGUAAUCUGUGCAUCUGCGGAAAUAAAAAGCAAUUCGCUAA